Molecule: messenger RNA, 1551 nt
Organism: Micromonas pusilla CCMP1545
Lineage: Eukaryota; Viridiplantae; Chlorophyta; Mamiellophyceae; Mamiellales; Mamiellaceae
Exons: 1
Coding region: 1-1551 (516 amino acids)
Biological process (GO): tRNA wobble uridine modification
Cellular component (GO): cytosol; nucleus; elongator holoenzyme complex
Molecular function (GO): tRNA binding
Source: RefSeq, a predicted model, not a curated record
AUGGACGGCGCGGUGCGGUGCCUUCGCGCCGCCGUGCGCGCGGACGAGUCCUCCGCGUGCGCGAUCGUCCUCGCGGACGAUCCGUCGAUAUCGUAUGGCGACGUAGGGUGGGAGACGUUCGCGGAGCUCACCAGGCGCGGAUGCGUCGCCACCGCGAGAGGGAAAUCGCACGCGCGCGAUUCGAUCCUCGUCGCGGGGCAUCGCGCGGCGGCGCGAUACCGCCCCCACCCAUCGCCGGACGCAAACCCCGCAGACCUGGAAGCGUUCCAUCCGUUCGUCAUCGACGUCCACUCCGAUCCGUACGGAUGGGUCGGCGAGACGACGCGGGGCGGCGAACGACGCGGAGGCGACGCGACGACGACGACGACGACGACGACGACGACGACGACGACGACGCGGCGAUGCGACGGCGGCGCGACGAACGUCUCCCUCCUCGCGUCCGCGGUCGCGUCCGCGCUGGACGACGCGCGGGAUGGCCGCCGCCAUCGCGCGCGUCCCGACCCCACCUCCACCCCCGCCCCCGCCGACGACGCGAAGGCGACCACCGCGACCGCGAAGAACACGAAAGGGAAGCGCUCGGGGCUGUGGGGGUACUCCCCGCCCGCGUCGGCGACGGCGUGCGUCUACGUCGACUGCGCGGCGGAUCUCGCCGCCGGCGUCGGCGCGGACGACGCGGUGGCGUUCAUCGACGCGCUGCGCGCGGACGAGCGCGUCGCGGUGGUCGUGGUUUUCAUCAGCGGCGGCGGCGGCGGCGGCGGCGGCGGCGGCGGCGACGACGACGUGGGGAGGGUGGCGCGCGCGCUUCGGCGGCGCGCGGCGUGCUUCGUCGACGUCGUCCCGUUCGGGGUACCUCCGGGUCCCGCGCCGGGUCCCGCGCCGAACGACCUUCCCGACGCGCUGCUCCGCGUCGAGCACGUGCGGACGUCGGGACGGACGAAGGUGGAUAUCGAGUCGAUUCGCGUGACGUUCGAGCGAGACGGCGGCGGCGGCGACGGCGAUCGGCGCGAGCGGCGCGCGCGCGCGACAUUCGCGCCCGCGCCCGCGGCGGCGGCGGCGGCGGCGGCGUCGUCGUCGUCCAGCCUCUCCGCCGCGCAGGCCGCCGCGGAAGCCGAGGCCGAGGCCGAGGCGAACGCCGCGCGCAAACUCCAAGCGUCCGUGCCGUUCAACCUCGGCGUCACCGCGAGCGAAGCCGCCGCGCGCGCGACGGUCGACCUCCCGUUCGAGCACCAGGGCGAGGGCUUCGGCCGCGCGUACGACGACGGCGACGCGUUGUCGUACCUCCCGCGCGCCGCGGGCGGCGGCGGCGGCGGCGGCGGCGGCGGCGGGGACCCGCCGUCGUCCGCGACUUUUGUCGGCACGCACAGUCGGCACCGUCCCUCGCCCGCGGCGCGCAAAAGCGCGGGGAUCGAAGGCGUCGGCGGGGGAGGAAGGCGGCGCGGCGCGGCGGCGGCGGAGGCGGCGGGGACGAUCGUGUACGCGCGGGAUUCCGAGGACGACGAGCGGCCGGAUAGCGGCUCGGAGGGGGACGAAGCGAUCGACUUCGAGUCGUAG